Messenger RNA from Momordica charantia (bitter melon), 980 nucleotides. RefSeq lists its product as uncharacterized. The record is from RefSeq and is a predicted model, not a curated record. NCBI's taxonomy places the organism in Eukaryota, Viridiplantae, Streptophyta, Magnoliopsida, Cucurbitales, Cucurbitaceae.
AGGAAAAAAUCAUUCUGAGAUAGGUUCUUUUGAGAUGCUUUCAGUUCAAUUGAGGACGAUGAUAAAAUUUUCAAUUUACAAGACCCAGUUGAAUUAAUGGCUUCCUCUUGGCUCUAUUGGCGGUGAUCGUUGAGACGGAACAAUGCCUGGUCCUGGGCCGCACAUGCUCUACGCCAUGGGCUCAGGCAUGGCUCUGAUGACUCUUAGCGACGGCAGAUUCAGCCCGCACCAUGCUCUCGUUUACACCAUCAACGCCUUCUUCGGCCCCGACAUCGGUUCCUUCUCCGAAUGGCUAGCCUCCAUUCUCGGGUUCUCGGGAUCUUCAAUUCCCGACGCCAUCCACCAUCCCUUGUUUUACAUCCUCAUUCUGGGUCUUCCUCUCUGCCUUUUCUACUCCUUCCUCUCCUCUGUUCUGCUUCAGAAGGGGGCUCUCGAUUCUGUCUUUGGGGUUUCUCUUAAUACCAGGCAAUGCUUGUUGUUAAUCUCAGCUGGUUCUUUUUCACAUUUCUUUCUUGAUCAUUUAUUUGAGGAAAACGGGCAUUCAUCAAUGUACACUUGGAUAUUGAGCACUGGUUGGUGGGCGAACCGAGCACCAAUCAACCCAGAUGCCGUAGUCAUAGUCGGAUUCUUGUGCAUUUGCUUAAUCGGGGGGUUUGUUUACAUUAACAGAGUGAAGUCCGCGAAGUCCAUUUGGAAACAAUCGUAUCAGUCAGUAAAGCUUAUUGUAGUAGUAGCUACCCUGUAUAGCAUGUGGUGUGCAAGCCAGAUAUACUGGGCUAGCCCUCGUCGACCAGCUGUCGGUGAAGAGGCUGAUCUCGGAGUUCUAGUGUUUCUUGCUUUCUAUUUUUUUCUACCUCAUUAUCUUUGUAUAAAGUCCAUGCAUCCAAAAGAUCUUGAAAUCCGACAACUCCCAUUGUAAUAGACGAAUUUUUCUUAUAUUAUCACAAAUAUAUCAAUUGACAACUAUUUCUUCGUUUUCA